Molecule: messenger RNA, 2262 nt
Organism: Coregonus sp. 'balchen'
Lineage: Eukaryota; Metazoa; Chordata; Actinopteri; Salmoniformes; Salmonidae
Source: the annotation of a GenBank genome assembly
AUGACUGAUCCUCGGACAAACACGAGGAAUGCAACCGGUACUUUCAUUUGUCUUCCUCCUCCGAAUAGGCUGUUGUUAUUUUACAAAAUUACUGCAUUUACUUUGGAAAUGUUUAAAAGCAGGGUUAGCUUACUCUCAAGGGACUUCCAUUUAAAUAGUUUAUUUAUCAAAUUACAAUUUUUUAUUGCGUGUCACUCAUGUGUCACUACCAUUGACUGUGGUCCCUAAAGGUCUGUAUAAUGUUGUGGAUGAAUAUGAAGUCUCCUUCCCCUUUGAGGAGAACCUGGACCGGUCUGCCUAUCUGAACCAGAGUGAGCAGAUUUUGGAAGGUACAUUUGGGCACCAGUCACACCAUUUUACCUGUCUCUCAUACAGAAUACUAGCAAGUUAAGCAACCCCUUAUAAAUGUGUUCUCCUAUCAUGGCAAUAUCAGAUAGUUCAGGGCUACUCAAACCCGAACAACGUGAUCUACAGUUUAUUGAUUGUCAUUAAUUGGAUAUAAAUUCCAUUCACCUGGAGGGUGGAGGUAAUUAAACUACCAUCCCUUAUUAAUAGGGCCCUGCAUAAUCACCUCUUGAUACCUUAAUCAACUCAAUUAAUCAUGUAAUUAUGGUGUCAUAAGUCAGGUGGUCAAUAACUUCUCAGGGCCUAACCAUGAGGUAUGACCAAUGCCUCAAAUAGUCAAAUAAUGAACUGCACUAAUCCCCCUUCCAGAGUCUGCUUCCGAAAUGCCUCCGCACUACAGCCCGUUCAUGCUGAUCACCAACCUGCGCACCCACCUGUGUGUAUCCCUGGAGAAGAAUUCGUGGCUGCAGAAGCGCAUCGAGGACCUGGAGGAGGAACGCAACUUCCUGCGCUGCCAGCUGGAACGCUUUGUCUCAUCCAUGAGGACCCCGGAGAGCAACCGUAAAUACUUUUUUUUGGGGGGGAGCACUUUUCUACUGACUUCCCACUGGGCACAGAUGUCAAUUCAACAUCUAUUCCAGGUUGGUUCAACGUCAUUUAGUUGAACAACGUGGAAACAACGUUGAUUCAACCGGUGUGUGCCCAGUGGGUUAGUACUUGACUGUACUGCUUCAAUUGAAGCACUGUUUCUUGAACCUCAACUUGUUGCCUCAAAAUUAUCUAGUCACACAUUCUAGUUAGUGCACUGUUUGGGAACAUAAUACAAGUGAAUACACAACUAUAUAGGCUGAUACAUGGAGAGAGGUGAAAUGGGACUCCAUUAAAAAUCUAUUAUCCUCUCCCCUCUUUAUUAGAUUUUUAUCCUGAAUCCCAGCACACUAGUCUGAACUACACUACUCUGAAACCUCCACCAGAGAGAGCUCCAAGCCCUCCUCCUUCACCAAUGACCACCAGGUCUGGAAUGCUACGGAAACACGUCCAGAGCCAACCUCACACAUGUAGCAGCAGAGUACCUGGUGAGAGGGAAGCAGAAUAGAUUUAGGGUGGGAUGGCUUUUUAGGAGUGGGAGAAUCAUACAGCUUAAGCUAGGCUUUAGUGUCAACUGUCAUCUAGUGUCUUGAAGUGUAUGUGGAUACAUUUUCUCACUCCCCCCCCCCCCCCCCCCCCCUUCUCCCCAGUAAAACAGGAGGUGCGUGUGAUCGAAGAAGAUAAGUACUUUGAGGAAGAUGGUUAUAUGGAGGAAGAGGAAGUGGAAGAGGAAGACGAUUCAUCGGACGAGAAGAUGUCCAAGAAAAAGGGAUCCAAGAAUGGUGGGGAGCCAAGAAUGAAAAUGAGACGGGUUUUCCGGAUCACUCGGGGCAAGGAAAGACAAAGAGGUAACCAAGUCAUAGUUUAUUGCUCUGUUAUUUCCUAUGCCCAGUGCAUUUGUCAGCUGCGUCAUAAUAUUCAAUUGUAUGUUGUAAAAAAUUGUUUCCUUGUUAUCACACUUUUGGGGGAAAUUCCUAUCAACUGCUAACAAAAUGGCUCCUCUCUCCUUCAGUGAAAGACCCUGACGGUGUGCUCCAUCGGUACCAGAAGAUCCUCCUCACCUACCAGCGCCUGAGGAGCAUGUCCAAGGCCUUCCAGAUCCACCGGGUGGACCGCAACACUAUGGCCUCCACCUCCCCCAUCGCCGAGAUGCUGCUGAUAGCCCCAGAGAAGGUGGCCGAGGUGGGCGAGUUUGAGUCUUCCAAGGAGAAGCUCCUGGACUACGCCCGCCGCUGCUACAAGGCCCUGGACGAGCCCAUGCACGCCAAAGUGGCAGCCAUGAAGAAGAACCACCUGCUUCUGCCCAUCUCCUACAGGUUCAGAAACUAA